AUGCAAAGCCCUAAACACUGGAAGACCACCAAGACCGUUUUGUUGUAUAAGAAGGGAGAUCCACAUAACAUCGGUAACUAUCGCCCAAUCUGCUUACUGUCCGUCAUCUACAAUCUCUUUGCAAGAGUGAUCCUUAAUAGGAUUGAAAAAGUCUUGGAUGAAGGACAACCAUGCGAGCAAGCAGAGUUUCGGAAAGGAUUCAGCACGAUUGACCACAUUAACACUGUUUCGAAACUCAUCGAGGUAUCGCGAGAGUACAAGAUACCGCUCUGUCUUACUUUCAUCGACUUGAAAAAGGCCUUCGACUCAGUUGAGACGGAAGAAGUCAUGGAAGCCUUCGACAACCAAGGCGUCCCUAUUCAGUACAUAAAGGUACUUCGAGAGUUGUACAGUGACUUCACAACCAGAAUUUCGUCAUUGUACAAGAAUACCAACAUUGACGUGAAGGGAUGGGUCCGACAGGGUUAUACCAUCUCACCUGAAAUAUUCACGGCCUCGUGA
Molecule: messenger RNA, 501 nt
Organism: Necator americanus (New World hookworm)
Lineage: Eukaryota; Metazoa; Nematoda; Chromadorea; Rhabditida; Ancylostomatidae
Exons: 1
Coding region: 1-501 (166 amino acids)
Source: RefSeq, a predicted model, not a curated record